AUGUCCGGCGUCAAUCAACUUAAGCCUGGAAUGAUGCGAGACCAACGAAGCUGCGACAAAAUCAGCUCCAUCUGCCUUCCCGAUCAACGCCUCAAACUUCCAGAAGGUCACAAAUGCUACGCUGCGGGUUGGGGUGCUACGGCACCUGAUUCCCGUCCACUUGCAAUACCCUCGGCACUCAUGCAAUUUUUUACAUCAAUCCUACCACCCACGAAGCAAUGUGGUCUUGGACAGUCCUCAAGUAAUCGUCGCUGCAAAAGCGCCAAACAACCACUAAAGUUACUUGAAGUCGAGCUACCAUUGGUGUCGCUCCAACAAUGCCGACGCAGCUUCCCAAAUCUAAGAGAUUGGGUUCAUGUAUGUGCGGGAGCAAGAGGAAAGGUAUUUAUUAUUUAUUUAUUUAUUUCAAAUGGCAGGCGUUUUGAUAGCUAUCAUUAG
Molecule: messenger RNA, 438 nt
Organism: Rodentolepis nana
Lineage: Eukaryota; Metazoa; Platyhelminthes; Cestoda; Cyclophyllidea; Hymenolepididae
Source: the annotation of a GenBank genome assembly